GGUGGAAGAUCCCAGCACCAGCACCAUCAGAUCAGCACGGGACAGCAGCAGUGCCUGGGGCUCCAGCAGCAGCGACGCCUCUGGACGCUGCUGCUUUGUUCCAGGGACCCCCACGGAGUCAGCGGCGGAGGAAUGGCUGGAGAUGACCACAGAGGAAGCUGCUCUCAAGGUCAUCGGAGAGCAGCUCCAGGGCAGAGACAAGGAUGAGGGGCAGCAGCUCAGGUUCCUGCGGGCCAUCUACCCCGCGUGUCUUGCUGCACAGGACAGAGGGCAGGACACGCUGGAGCCGCGCUGCUGCAAGGCGGCUGUGGUGGAGAGGAUUGUGGAGCUCAUUGAGGAGCUUCCUAAAGACUCUCCACCCAGCGAGAUCCUCGCCAGCUGCCUGGCUGCUGUGGGCAACCUCAGCACCAUGAAACCAGCCCUUGAGCCUGAGCUAGAGUCCCGCCUCUUGCAAGCUGCCCUUGGCUCGGUCUUCACCCUGGGCACGGAGACGGACGCCACCGACAUCCAGGCUCUACACAAAGUCAUGCCAGAGCUCCUGGAUGCUGUGCUGGGGAACCUGCUGGUCUUUGGAAAAUUCUUCUCUGCGGGGCAGAGGAAAUGCUUCCUCAAGACAGCCGUGCCAGCGAUCUACAACCCCCUGCUGUGCAUUAGCCAGGCUGGGCUUCUCCUCACGUACGCCAUCCUGGGGGAAGCCGAGCAACUGCUGGGGUACACGCUGGAGGACACCACCGCCAAGGUGAUGGGUCAGCUCCGCAGCAUCCGGCAGCUGCACCAGGUGCCUGAGGUGCUGCAAGGGCUGAGCCUCACCUGA
Molecule: messenger RNA, 814 nt
Organism: Mauremys reevesii (Reeves's turtle)
Lineage: Eukaryota; Metazoa; Chordata; Testudines; Geoemydidae
Exons: 8
Coding region: 143-814 (223 amino acids)
Source: RefSeq, a predicted model, not a curated record